AUGGCCGACGAUACAAACUCCAAAGCAGGCAAAAGCGCCUACGUUACUCUACUGACCCGCCCUUCUUACCUAGCUGGCGCCAUACUCCUUGCAUAUACAUUGCACAAGUACUCCCCGGAGACCCCCUUGAUCAUCACAUACACGGCCGACACUGUGGGCGAAGCUUCGAUUGCUGCCUUCAAAGCCGAAGCCAAGCACACCAAUAUCAUCACCCGCCCCGUUGAGCACCUUCGGCUUCCAGAAGAUGGCACGAAGCACGGUAUGGUUGCAGAGCGCUUUAUCGAUACCUGGACGAAACUGCGCGUCUUUGACCUGUAUGACCUUGGUUUCGAGCGCAUAUGCUGGCUCGACGCAGACAUGAUGAUCUUCUCGAACCCGUCACCACUUAUAUUUAGUAAGGAGAACGACGCAUACCUGGAGGGAGGAGAUGCGAUGCGUAUUAUGGCCACACAUGUGUGCGUCUGUAAUCUGGACCACGACAGCUGGGCACCAAAGUCAUGGGUUCCUGAGAACUGCGCCCUUACCCACUUGAAGGACUCGUCUGAGAUUCCCGAAGUCAAGAACGAGCCGGAGUCAUUUGGCCAGUUCAACUCAGGCACUUUCGUCUACCGCCCGUCGAAAGCCCUUUCAGAAUUCGUGCUCGCUAAGUACAAUGAACUAGGCAAUGCGCGUCUCCGCGCAAUGAAGUUCCCAGACCAAGACUUCCUCAACGAAGUAUUCAAUAGUCGCUGGAGAAGUCUAAGCUGGAAGACUAAUGCGUUGAAAACAUGGCGAUACUGGCACCCAAAUAUCUGGGUUGACAACGAGGUCAGCGUGCUACACUACAUCGUCGACAAGCCCUGGGCUGCACGAGUAAAGCCCAACGGUACGGCGGGAUACCUAGGCAAGGACGGCGAGACACACGCGUGGUGGUGGAAGGAAUACGAGAACUGGCAGGGCGAGAGAAUGAAGCAGAAUGAGGCAGGAUUGCUGGCGACAGUGAGCAAGUACGCAGCUGCCGAGAAUGGAGAGGAGAGCGAGGAGAUGAAAGCCAUAGGAGGCAAUGCACAGGACUUCGCGAAGAAAUGGAAGGACGGAAAGGAGGUUGAUGGGCAGGAGAAUGGUAAGGAAUUUCCGCAGCUGCAGAAGAAGGUUGAACGGGGGCAUGGGCCUGUUCUUCGAGUAUUACCUUUCGAAUUCGUGUACGUGGCGUCGUUUACGCAAGCUCGCGAAAAACCGAGACUGGGGUCUACAACGCGUCGUGGGCCGGUUGACGCGUGAUCGCUGACUUCGCUCCCGUGGGCUUGGACUCGAUCGCGAUUCGAUGCCUCACCGAUAUGCGC
This is a messenger RNA of Boeremia exigua, 1322 nucleotides long. RefSeq names its product nucleotide-diphospho-sugar transferase. The transcript is spliced from 2 exons. The record is from RefSeq and is a predicted model, not a curated record. Lineage: Eukaryota; Fungi; Ascomycota; Dothideomycetes; Pleosporales; Didymellaceae. The coding region runs from base 1 to 1260 and encodes 419 amino acids. Gene Ontology annotation, molecular function: glycosyltransferase activity.